This is a messenger RNA of Penicillium psychrosexuale, 1788 nucleotides long. RefSeq names its product putative MFS sugar transporter. Gene Ontology annotation, molecular function: carbohydrate:proton symporter activity. Bases 1 to 1788 code for a protein of 595 amino acids. The record is from RefSeq and is a predicted model, not a curated record. Lineage: Eukaryota; Fungi; Ascomycota; Eurotiomycetes; Eurotiales; Aspergillaceae. Gene Ontology annotation, biological process: carbohydrate transport; transmembrane transport. Gene Ontology annotation, cellular component: membrane. The transcript is spliced from 2 exons.
AUGGGGAGCUGCGCUUCAUCGAUCCGGUCUGCGCCGCCCCACGUACUGCUCGGUUCCACCAAUAUCACGAUCGUCCGGUGGGCGGCGUUCGCCGCCCAGUACUCAGAUGAGUGUAUAUAUGAUCUUUAUAUCCAACCUCGUAUCGAUUUGGCGGGGAAAUCGGUGUGGCUUGACCUCCAAACCCUAGAUCUUCAAUUCGUCUCUAUCCAAUACCAAUAUUGCACCAUGGCGCCAUAUUUUGGCCUCCGUGGCCCUUCGCUGAAUAGGGCUAUCAUGUGGUUGGUCGUGUGUCCGGCCUUUGUGACUUAUGGAUACAACCAAGGUGUGAUGGGAGGUCUAUUGACCCUGGAAUCCUUUGCCGAGACCUUUCCGCAGAUGAACACUCUCACUGCAACCGCCGCACAAGAGAAGUAUAACUCGACUAUUCAAGGCACGGUAGUCGCACUAUAUACCGUCGGUGGAAUUUUUGGUUCAUUAUCAUGCAUUCAAUUCGGUGACAGGCUCGGCCGCCGGAAGGUCAUCCUGUUCACCUCCUUCAUUUCGAUAAUUGGCGCUGUCUUGAUGGCAACGUCUUUUUCACUUGCACAAUUUAUCGUUGCACGACUCGUCCUUGGAUAUGGAACUGGCGGUUACGUGGCUACAGUACCCGUCUGGCAGUCUGAGAUCUCAAAGCCCAACAAGCGUGGUGCUCACGUAGUAACCGACGGUAUUUUCAUCGGUGCCGGUAUCGCCUUCUCUCUCUGGGUCGACUUCGGCUUCUACUUCGUUAAGACCAACUCGGUUUCCUGGCGAUUCCCCUUGGUCUUCCAGGUCCUGCUAUCACUAAUGGUCAUGAGCUUUGUGAUGCUCUUCCCCGAAUCGCCCCGAUGGCUGAUCAAAAGAGGUCGCAGCGAGGAGGCGCGCGAGAUUCUGGCGGCGCUGGACGACGUCGACCCUCAUUCGGAACAGAUCACUCUCGAUAUUCGCGAUAUUGAGACUUCCUUAGCCAUUUCCGGAACGGGUUCGUGGAAGGAUAUGCUGAAGAUGGGGGAGCAGCGACUCUUCCAUCGCACCGUUCUCGCCUGUAUGGGUCAAAUGUUCCAGCAGAUGUGCGGAAUCAAUCUGAUCACUUUCUACGCCACGACCAUAUUCGAACAAUAUCUCAAGCUCUCUCCCAUCCAGUCACGUGUCCUGGCUGCAUCCAUGUGCCUAACACAGCCGCUGGGCGGCCUGCUGGCCUAUUUCACCAUCGACCGUCUCGGUCGCCGCGUGCUGAUGCUGUGGAGUGCUGUCGGGAUGUCAAUCUCGAUGGCCAUCCUGGCUGGCACCACUUCCGUCCAAGACAACACCGGCAGCUUGGUCUGCGCCGUGGUGUUCCUUUUCGUCUUCGAAUUCAUCUUCACAGUCGGAUACUCCGGCUUGACCUUCCUGUACGCCACAGAGGUCGCUCCCCUCCAGUGCCGAGCAUCUAUCAGCGCCGUCUCCGCGGCCGCCGUCUGGACUUUCAACUUCCUCCUAGCUGAGGUCACGCCCGUCGGCUUCGCUACCAUCGACUACCAGUACUAUAUUAUCUUCGCUGUGCUGAACGCCGCCAUCGUGCCGACUGUCUAUUUCUUCUUCCCGGAGACUAGCGGCCGCAGCCUCGAGGAAAUCGAUGAGAUCUUCUUGCAGUCGCGUAGUAUAUUCGAUCCGCCUCGCAUUGCUCGUUCGCUUCCCCGAAUGCACGUUGCCGAUUCUCAUGGGUUGGAUCUCGAUGCCAAGGAUGUUGGAAGCGGCGAUGAGGCCACGGGCGAGAAGCCCAAAGUGUAA